This is a messenger RNA of Ornithodoros turicata, 1200 nucleotides long. RefSeq names its product large ribosomal subunit protein bL9m-like (gene mRpL9). Gene Ontology annotation, cellular component: mitochondrion; ribosome. The transcript is spliced from 9 exons. NCBI's taxonomy places the organism in Eukaryota, Metazoa, Arthropoda, Arachnida, Ixodida, Argasidae. Gene Ontology annotation, molecular function: structural constituent of ribosome. The coding region runs from base 140 to 940 and encodes 266 amino acids. Gene Ontology annotation, biological process: translation. The record is from RefSeq and is a predicted model, not a curated record.
UACUGCUGGCUACUAACUUUGGCCAGUGCAUCGUGCAGUGCAUUAGCUUGAAGAGCUUGAAUCUCGAUCGUGAAGUUAUUAAACUGUGAUCAAACGUAACUCAACAUCGUCGCGCAUGUUUGGGUAGCCAGCAAUAACGAUGCUAAAGAACUUGCAGCCGAUUACGAGGACGCUGCUAACGAAGCUGCAUCCAGUGCAACGUGGGCAAGCGAGAACGACAGUGAUCGUGAAGCGUAAGUUUCCAGUGGAACUUACAAAGCUGACCGACAAACAUUCCAGGCCACUGAGAAAGAGACAUUAUGUUUACGAAUACGAUGAGAUCACGGAACAGAAGAAGAAGGAAAACAUUGAUGUCAUCCUGACUCGGCACGUUGAUGGUAAAGGGGACAAGUGGGACAUAAUUUCGGUACCUUCCUACUACGCCUAUUUCAACCUCAUCUUGCCCGGGUAUGCCAUGUAUGCAUCCCCCGAGAACCUGGAGCUGCGUGAAAAGCACAAGCAGGAAAAGGUCGAGGCAGGCCCCACUUUCAGCUCCCCAUAUGCCUCUUUGACCAUUCGCUUGAUGGAGACACGCACGUACAACCUUUCCAUGAACAGGGAUCUCCCGUGGACCGUGGAACCCUGGCACGUCAGAGUGGCUCUCAGAAAAACGGGCGUAGUGGUACGCGACGAGAGUGUCCUCCUGCCAGAAACUCCCAUCGUGGGACCUGAUCCUUCCAUGCAGGGCAAGGUCUUUGCCCUCAAUAUCUUGAUAAACGGCAGGGACAAGGCCCACGUGCUCAUGAGGAUCAACCUCACCCACAAAGACUACAAGAACGACCCUCGCGUUCCGUACUACGAGAGUCCAGUCGAAGCGUUGCUGCCGGAGCAGGAGCAACUAGUCAAGGAACUGGUCGCUACCAGACAGCCUGCAACGGCUGCAUUGUUAGAAAAUCUCUAGUUGUUACUAAAAUAAGGAUUCCACCCAACGCUCAUCACCAUCCGAUGGACUGGUCCGUCGUCCACAGCCGCCCAGCCAUAAUAGACACCACACUUUAAGUCCUCUGGAAGAUGCUCCACGAGAUCUGCGGGAAAGUUUGCUGGAGAGAAAAAUGUGUUACUUAAUGGUAGAACGACGCUUAACAGUAAAAAAAUAUGCAUCAUUCACAAAACUUCUUUACUUCUAAACUAAUUUACGAAUAAAAUUUACGAGUUAGUUAU